UUUGUAGGAAGCUGGGAAGUAAGGCACAAUCUCUCCGCUAUCGAUAGACAACGUGGUUUGGCUCGUCAUGGCAGCAGCACAGUGUAAUACUACUCCACUCCACAUUUAUUGCUCAGACUUCUUUUUCCCUGAAUCAAUUGGUUGCAGUGUGCUGCAGGUGUACUGCUGAACACCUACAACUUCUGAGCUGUUUAGCUACCCUUGCAGAAAAAUCUGAAGAAGAAACUCUGGAAACUGAAUAUUGGCACAAUGACUACUUCGGCACUGUGUCAGGCAGACGGGCAAGUAAAUAAAAGCUCCACUCUUCAGAAAUAUGAACCCAGUUUAAAAAUAAUGAUUCCUAUCCACAUCAAAGCAAAGUCAGCUGUUAAUCCAAUGGAUGAUGCCGGGCUCUUCUCAUCAGUUACAUAUUCUUGGCUUUCACCUUUAAUGAUGAAAGGAUAUAGACACAGCAUCACUGUGGAUAGCUUACCCCCACUAUCAUAUUAUGACAGUGCAGACCCAAAUGCAAAAAGAUUUCGACACCUUUGGGAAGCAGAGCUUGCAAGUGUUGGGCCUGAGAAAGCUUCCUUGGGCAAAGUAGUAUGGAAAUUUCAAAGAACAAGAUUUUUGGUGGAUAUCAUAGUAAAUUUAAUUAGCAUUAUAUUUGCUGCUUUAGGACCUACUGUGAUCAUUCAUAAAAUUCUACAGUACAGUGCAAGCACCUCAAAAAACUUUGUUGAGGGAGUCGGACUCUGCAUGGCACUAUUUUUUGCUGAAUUUUUUAAAAUAAUAUUUUGGGCACUGGCAUGGGCCAUAAACUACCGUACAGCCAUACGAUUAAAAAAUGCUAUUUCUACAGUAGCAUUUGAGCAUCUACUGGAAUUUAAGUCUUUGACGCAUGCUUCUGUCGGUGAGGUCAUCAAUGUACUUUCUCAUGAUGGUUAUCAUAUGUUUGAAGCAGCCAUAUUUUGUCCCCUGCCAAUGAAUGUGCCUAUUCUAAUUAUCAUUUGCACAGUAUAUGCUUGUUUUAUUCUUGGUCCUACAGCUCUCAUAGGCACGUUUGUUUAUAUCAUAUUUAUACCUCUACAGAUAAAGAUGGCUAAAUUCACAACUAUAUUCCGGCAAGCAGCAAUUUCAGUAACUGAUAAGCGUGUGCAAAUAAUGAACGAGAUUUUAACAUGCAUUAAAUUGAUUAAAAUGUAUGCUUGGGAAAAAUCUUUUGCAACAACAAUCAAAGAUAUAAGAAAUAUGGAAAAGAAGCUAUUGGAAAAAGCAGCGUAUGCACAGAGUGUAAAUUCUGCUCUGACGCCUGUUGUAUCAGCACUGGCUACUGUUCUGACAUUUACUUUACACACCAUUUUAAAGCAAGAACUAACUGCACCAGUUGUUUUCAGUGUGAUUGCUAUGCUUAAUGUAAUGAAGUUCUCAAUUGCAAUCUUACCUUUCUCAGUGAAAGCAGCAGCAGAAGCUAAGGUUUCUCUAGAAAGACUGAAGGUCCAUCCUGGUUUUAAUAUAUUUGACAGAUUUUUUACAUUAUAUAAUCUGAAAAAUUCAGAAAAUGCCAUAAUAAUGGAAGAUGCAACACUGACUUGGGAACAACUGAAUGACCACAGUGAAAAGAGAAACAGAGACAACAUUACGAACACCAAGAGUGUCCAUAAAAUCUUGGAGCCAGCAUCUCAGAUAUUACCUAGAGAGACAGAAAGAGAGAAUGGCACAACCACCAUUUUGCAGCACUUGAGCUUUACUGUGAAGAAAGGAAAGAUUGUGGGUAUUUGUGGAAACGUUGGAAGUGGAAAGAGCGCAAUAAUAUCUGCUAUUUUAGGACAGAUGAACCUCUGUGAUGGGACAGUAGCGGUUGAUGGAACAUUAGCUUAUGUAUCACAGCAAGCCUUUAUAUUUCAUGGAAACGUAAGAGAAAAUAUAUUAUUUGGAGAAGAAUACAAUGAGCAAAGAUACAAUUACGCAGUCAAUGCAUGCAGCCUAGAGUCAGACAUGGAAAUUCUUCCUCAUGGAGAUAUGACUGAAAUAGGAGAAAGAGGUCUCAACCUUUCUGGUGGCCAGAAGCAAAGGAUCAGCUUAGCACGUGCUGUCUAUGCCAACAGAGAUAUUUAUUUGUUGGAUGAUCCCCUAUCAGCAGUUGAUGCACAUGUUGGAAAGCAUAUUUUUGAACGAUGCAUAAAAGAGGCCCUUAAAGGAAAAACAAUACUGUUAGUAACUCAUCAACUACAGUAUUUAGAAUUCUGUGAUGAAGUAAUUUUAUUAGAAGAUGGAAAAAUAUGUGAAAGUGGAACUCACAAAAAUUUAAUACAGAAAAAUGGACACUAUGCUCAGCUGAUUGAAAGUCUUCAUAUGGAGCAAGCAAAGAAGCCAAAACACAUUUUUAUUGAGUCACUUAUAGAAACGCAAGACAAAACUGAUAUCUCAGGAAGUUCUCAUGAAGGAGCUGAAAAUUACGUUUUUGAUAUGUCUGAUGAGGGAAAUAAGGCACCAAGGAAAGAACCCCAAGAGAGAAGCAAUGCAGCUCCUAUAAACCAACUUGUUCAAGGAGAGGAAAAACAGGAAGGUGCAGUGACAUGGAAAACCUAUCAUGCUUACAUUAAAGCUUCUGGAGGUUUCACAUUGUCUACUUUCAUAGUACUCCUUUUUAUGCUGAUGAUUGGCUCUUCAGCCUUCAGUAACUGGUGGCUGAGUUUCUGGGUGGAGCAAGACUCAGAGGUAUGUGCACCAGAAAGCUACAAAUUUUUGGAUAAUGAAGUAAAAAGCAUUUCUGUGCUGGCAAGCACCUCACAUAACCAUAGAAUGCACUUUUAUCGCUUAAUCUAUGGAAUUAGCAUGGUGACCAUGAUCAUACUAAGCAUCGUUAAAGGGUUUGUUUUUACAAAGACAACAUUAAAGGCUUCUUCUACAUUACAUGAUAGUUUAUUUUGUAAGAUCUUGCAGAGCCCAAUGAGUUUCUUUGAUACAACUCCCACUGGCAGGCUAAUGAACCUUUUUUCUAAUAAUAUGGAUGAAUUGGAUGUGAGCCUUCCAUUUCACGCUGAGAAUUUUUUGCAGCAGUUUUUUACGGUCUUCUUUAUUCUAGUCAUAAUAGCCCUUGUUUUUCCUUUUCUUCUAAUUGCAAUUGCUAUCAUAGCUAUUAUUUUUGUUCUUCUUUUUAAAAUUUUUCAGAGAACUAUCCAAGAACUAAAAAGAAUGGAAAAUAUCAGCAGAUCACCCCUGCUGUCUCAUAUAACUUCUUCUGUGCAAGGUCUCAGUGUAAUUCAUGCUUAUGACAAAAAAGACAACUACAUCAACCAGUUUAAAAAUUUAAAUAAUGAAAAUGCAGAACAUUUUCUGUUAUUCAAUUGUGCAUUACGCUGGUUUGCGGUCAGAACAGAUAUCCUCAUGAGUUUUGUGACUUUGAUCGUGGCACUAUUUGUUGUUCUGAGCCCUCCUUCCAUAAGUGCUGCAUCAAAAGGCUUGACAUUAUCCUACAUCAUCCAGCUGAGUGGACUUCUCCAAGUAUGUGUAAGGACAGGAACUGAGACAGAUGCUAAAUUUACCUCAGUUGAACAGAUAAUGCAGUAUGUCCUGAUGUGUGUUCCUGAGGCUCCAAAACAUUCAGAGUCACUGAAAUCUCCCAAAGAUUGGCCGAGUCAUGGAGAAAUUAUAUUUAAAGAUUAUCAAAUGAAAUACAGAGAAAACAGUCCUUUGGUUCUCACAGGCCUAAAUAUUAAGUUUAAUGGUCAAGAAACUAUUGGUAUUGUCGGAAGAACAGGCUCUGGCAAAUCUUCCCUAGGAGUGGCACUGUUUCGACUGGUAGAACCCACCGCUGGCACUAUCCUAAUAGAUGAUGUGGACAUCUGUACAAUUAGUUUGCAGGAUCUAAGAACAAAACUUUCAGUUAUUCCUCAAGAUCCCAUUCUGUUCAUAGGUACAGUAAGAUAUAAUUUAGAUCCUUUCAGUAACUGUACAGAUGAUCAGAUCUGGCAAGCACUUGAAAGAACAUUUAUGAAAGAUACUAUAUUAAAACUCCCAGGAAACUUGCAGGCAGUUGUUGUUGAAAACGGAGGCAACUUCUCUGUGGGGGAACGGCAGCUGCUUUGCAUGGCAAGAGCACUGCUUCGAAAUUCAAGAAUCAUACUUCUUGAUGAAGCCACAGCUUCUAUCGACUCCAAAACCGACGCGCUAAUUCAGUGCACGAUCAGAGAGGCAUUUAAGGACUGCACAGUCUUAACCAUCGCACAUCGCAUAGACACAGUUAUGGAAUGCGACAACAUCCUGGUGAUGAGCAACGGAAAGGUAGCUGAGUUUGGCAAGCCAAAAGAUCUUGUAAAAAACCCCAAUUCUGCUUUUGCAUCACUCUUGGCAGCAGCAAACAAACCAGCCUCAUAGAAGCCUUUGGCAUUCGGCUGUAAGAUCACGGGAAAUGCAUGAGCGAUACUCAAUAUAAAUGAGGCUUCAGAUCUCCUCAUUAAGUCCCAGAAAGAAGACCCAUUAACAUUGCGAUAUAACUGAUGCACAUGUAACAAUAAGCUUAUCAGUCACAUCAGCUAAAAAGACCA
Dromaius novaehollandiae (emu) is the source of this 4529-nucleotide messenger RNA. RefSeq names its product ATP-binding cassette sub-family C member 12. Gene Ontology annotation, cellular component: membrane. Gene Ontology annotation, biological process: transmembrane transport. NCBI's taxonomy places the organism in Eukaryota, Metazoa, Chordata, Aves, Casuariiformes, Dromaiidae. The coding region runs from base 250 to 4359 and encodes 1369 amino acids. The transcript has 31 exons. Gene Ontology annotation, molecular function: ATP hydrolysis activity; ABC-type transporter activity; ATP binding. The record is from RefSeq and is a predicted model, not a curated record.